Molecule: messenger RNA, 1251 nt
Organism: Neodiprion virginianus
Lineage: Eukaryota; Metazoa; Arthropoda; Insecta; Hymenoptera; Diprionidae
Product: transcriptional adapter 1-like
Exons: 7
Coding region: 150-1139 (329 amino acids)
Biological process (GO): regulation of transcription by RNA polymerase II
Cellular component (GO): SAGA complex
Molecular function (GO): transcription coactivator activity
Source: RefSeq, a predicted model, not a curated record
GAUGUAAGAGGAACAAUAUACACAACUUUAUACGAUCGUGUUAGUGAGUUCGCUUAUGUUGUUAGGUGUCGAAAUGUCAAUGUAAGAGUCGCGUGCAAAUAGAUGUCUGUUUAUUGUCACAAAAUAAAUUCGAACGGUUCGAUUGCGGUAUGACAUCGUCGAAAGAGUUGACCGUAGCAAGAAAAAGCCUUGUCGCAUCGCUAGGUGAUAACGCAAAACUGUACUUUGAAAAAAUGAAGCUGUGGUUUCAGAUGAAGACAACUAAAGAAGAAUUUGACUGCGAGGCGCGCAACAUUAUGACUGAGGAUCAAGUCCAUUUGCACAAUGAAUUUCUACUCUGCUUGUUCAACAAAGUACAGGGGUUAGCGUCUGUGACAACAGUCCGAACUAACAAACACAAUCAUACAAAUGCUCAUCUUGAUAAAGAAAAAAUGCUAGAGAAAAGGCUGCGAUUGAAACGAAAAUAUAAAACAGACAAAUCAAAUUUUGAACCUGCAGAUGUCUACGUUGAAGUCUUGGGCCAAAGUUCGUCGCUGGUUGGAGACGAACCUAUAGGUGCCAAUCAUUCCAGCGCGCAAGAGCUUUUGCUGCCAGAUCGUACCUUCGUUUUAGCUAGACUAAUGCUUGCUGCAUGGGAGAAUAAUAUGGAUGGAGCUGAAGAAAAUACAGCUCAAAUAAUUAUAGCUGCUACUCAGGUAUUUCUCAAAAAUAUACUCACAGCCGUAAUAACUCGACGGAAAGGUUUCUCGGUGCGAGAAGGAUCAUUUAUUCAUAACAUAGGUGAACCAGUACCCAGUUCAUGGACCAGAAAUACAUCCUACAUAACCAACACGUCAAAUUUUAGUAUGGCUACAAAUAUAGUGGAGCCUGAAGGACAAGUACCUGCAAUGAAGCAAACACUCGAAGAAGCGGAACAAGCAAAUGCAUUUGCAUUGGCAUGUUCAACACAAACUACCUCACCGACUCCCGAUCCUGUUAAUGUGGCUAAUCUUCAACAAGCAUUGAAGAUCCACAAGAAUCUCAUCAACAAUCAUACAAUUUAUGCAACUAAUAUGGAACGUCUACAUACAUAUGCUACGCACCCAACCUGGGAAGAUUUGGAGGCAAGGAAAAUACUGUGUAAAAAUUUAAGAACGUGACAAAAGAAGUAGAAUUUAGAGUAGUGCAAAAUAAUUGUUAACCGUAAGUUGUUCUGUUGUUUUCGUUUGUAAGUUAAUGGCAGAUUUCGAUAGUGGAAGAAUUAUUGGUAAA